UGACAAUAUGCACAGUAGUUCCACUUUUAUUAUGUUUGCCACGCGCAAUAAAAUUCAUUCGGAAAUAAAUCCAGAAUCUUUAUUCCGCUAUAUCGUUCAAGCAAUAAGUAACGGUCGAACAAAUAUUGGGAAGAUUAGAUUAUUGUAAUACCCGAAGGUGCUAGUUUGACAACAAUUAACACUAUUCAUCGUAGACCAACCAAACUCAUAUGCGACGAGCCGUCUUCCGCUAGUUUCAAGCCUUAACAAUUGUUUUAUCUAAUUAUAAUCGAGUUAAACUGCUAAAUACAUAAACAAUCGGUAUAAGAUCACGGAUUCCAACCGAAAUAUUCGAUGUUGUGACGUUUUCUCUAAAUGUUUGUAUUGGCUGAUGUGCAGCAGACUUUUAAUUCAAAAUAAAUUGACCCGAUACAAUUCUUGUCUUCAAUAAAACGUUGUUCGAGGUUGUGGAUCUACAGUUUUCUAUGAUGAGUAUUUGAGAACAGCGUACGAUUGAAAUGUGUGAUAUUCUGAGUGUGGCCGGUUUUUUUUUAAUACUCGAAAUUGCAUAUCAUCAAACACUUGGAACUGUGUCGUCAGACUUCACACUCCACCCGAGAACGAAGAGAUACAGAAUCAAAUCUGGAACGUCAAUUUCAUUGAGUUGCAAUAAAAUAAAGAAUGAUAUUGACUGGCAAUUCAAGCCUUGUAUAAUGAACUAUAAAGGGAUGAAUUGUGAUAAUGAAGAAGGAGAAUUCACUAACCAAGGCACUUCAUGGAAAUUACUUCAUCACUUCAACAAAAACAAGAUUAUUAGAAUCGAAAAUGCUAGCUUAGAUGAUGUUGGAAUUUACAGAUGUAUAUCUGGACAUUUUAUUAGAAAAAUAUUCAUCUUAGAAAUAGAUGCAGUGACGUUUGUUUGGCCACCACCAAAAGUGAUAUCAGUGAUACCCAAUCAAAAGGUGAUCCACAUCAACAACCCUCUAACAAUUAAUUGUAGUGUUUCCAGUAGAACUCCACCCAAAAUUUUGUGGUUCAAAGUGUGUUGGACAAGCAUGUGCGAAUUAGAUUUUGCAGCUUAUGAUAUAGAAAUCGAAGAAAAUUUCAAUUGUCUCUGUCUCAUAAACAGUGCUAGUAAUAAUACCUAUAAUCGGGAAAAUUUAUAUGUGAGUAAAUUACAUAUUUUUAAGACACAUAUGUGGGAUGGAGGUACAUAUGUGUGUUCUGCGCUUUCAAGUGAUGGAAAAGAUUAUAAAAAUGUUACUAUAUCCGUUGAAUUUGAGAAACACCAGUACGGUUACAGUUUCAAAUCUUAUGUUACACUCUUGUUCAUUCCUUUAAUUUUCAUAUUGUUAUAUGUACUUUCUUAUAUCAUUUGUGCUAGUAAAAGAAAGAAAUCUCUCAAUAAUGAACAGUUACAAUAUCUUAAAAGUAAGACCCAUGUGAUACCUGUAAAGUGACAAUACGAAAUAAGUUAAAUGAAAUUUAUACCUAUUUUUUGAGAAAUAUUUCGAAAAAUCACAUGACAUGAUAAUGAAUUCUCUUUCUGAAAAUAAUUCCAAAAAUAAAUUAUGAUAAUAGAUCAAGCAGAAGGUUACUAAGAACUUUAUAUUGAAUAAAGAACAGUUUUCAUUUGA
Molecule: messenger RNA, 1616 nt
Organism: Harmonia axyridis
Lineage: Eukaryota; Metazoa; Arthropoda; Insecta; Coleoptera; Coccinellidae
Exons: 4
Coding region: 498-1439 (313 amino acids)
Biological process (GO): axon guidance; cell adhesion
Cellular component (GO): plasma membrane
Molecular function (GO): protein binding
Source: RefSeq, a predicted model, not a curated record